AUGUAUAAGAUUGGCAAUAUUUACUACAUCACGGCCAUUUCGGUCAUUGGCGGUGGACUGUUUGGCUUCGACAUCUCGUCCAUGUCUGCCAUCCUGGGCACGAACCAGUAUAAAUGCUACUUCAACCAAGGCCCUGUCGGCCCACCGUUCACGGAUGAUGAGAAUUGCUCCGGUCCCAAAGCAGAUGUUCAAGGAGGUAUCACUGCCUCCAUGCCAGGCGGUAGUUUUGUUGGUGCGUUGAUCUCCGGCUUCCUCACAGACUGGCUGGGUCGAAAGAGAGCUAUUCAAGUCGGUGCUGUCAUAUGGAUCAUUGGUUCAAUGAUAGUCUGCUCUUCACAAAACAUUGGUCAACUUGUAGCAGGUCGGUUUAUAAAUGGUCUAUCUGUCGGUAUCGAAUCGGCUCAAGUCCCUGUCUAUGUCGCUGAGCUUGCCAACCCUAGCAGACGAGGACGAGUUGUGGGAGCUCAGCAGUGGGCAAUUACGUGGGGCAUCUUGAUCAUGUUUUAUAUCUCCUUUGGCUGCUCGUAUCUCGAUGGUCCAAAGGCAUUCAGAGUACCAUGGGGACUUCAGGCUUUGCCAGCUCUUUUCCUGCUAAUCGGCUUGUUCUUUUUGCCUGAGUCUCCCCGCUGGUUGGCUCGCAAAGAUCGCUGGGAGGAUUGCGAGAAAGUUCUCAUAUUGGUUCAUGGUCACGGUGAUCCUAACAGUCCGUUUGCGAAGCGAGAGCUACGAGAGAUUCAAGAGAUGGUCGAGUUCGAGCGACGCAACCGCGACGUCUCGUAUCUUGAGCUUUUCAAGCCGCAUAUGAUCAAUCGAACUCAUAUUGGUGUAUUCACUCAGGCAAAUGCUGACAUAACGCAUAUGUACUACAUCACUUAUUUGUUCGGCAUGGCAGGCCUCAAAGGCAACAACAAUCUCGUCGCCUCAUCCAUCCAAUAUGUCAUCAACGUCUUCAUGACCAUUUUUGCCUUGCUCUUCAUCGAUCGGUGGGGCCGCAGACUGCCAUUGUUGGUUGGAGCCUUCUUUAUGGCGCUCUGGCUCUUCAUCAACGCUGGCCUCAUGGCUAAUUAUGGACAUCGAGCACCGCCAGGUGGUGUCAAUAGCGUCCCUGAAGAGAGCUGGCAGAUCUCUGGUCCAGCAUCCAAGGCUGUCGUUGCUUGCACUUAUCUUUUCGUGGCGUCGUUCGCUCCUACAUGGGGACCUGUCUCGUGGAUCUACCCGCCAGAGCUAUUCCCCUUGCGCGUCAGAGGAAAAGCCGUUGCGCUCUGUACUGCUGCGAACUGGAUCAUGAACUUUGCGCUGAGCUACUUCGUUCCACCAGCCUUCGUCAACAUCCAGUGGAAAGUCUACGUUGUGUUCGGUGUCUUCUGCGUCACCAUGUUCAUCCACGUUUUCCUGUGCUUUCCCGAAACUAGCGGCAAGAGUCUUGAGGAAGUAGAAGCGCUCUUCUUGCAAAAGGUACCAGCUUGGAAGACCAAAGUGGAGUACCAGCAUGUGCGUGCGUUGGAACAGAACCGCGCCGAUGAGAAAGCUGCAGAUAUCGAGGCAAGUCCUGAGAGGGAAGUCACGACUGUGGAGAAGACUGCUUAA
Messenger RNA from Aureobasidium melanogenum CBS 110374, 1587 nucleotides. RefSeq names its product high affinity glucose transporter. Gene Ontology annotation, molecular function: carbohydrate:proton symporter activity. The record is from RefSeq and is a predicted model, not a curated record. Gene Ontology annotation, biological process: carbohydrate transport; transmembrane transport. The transcript has 8 exons. NCBI's taxonomy places the organism in Eukaryota, Fungi, Ascomycota, Dothideomycetes, Dothideales, Saccotheciaceae. Gene Ontology annotation, cellular component: membrane. The coding region runs from base 1 to 1587 and encodes 528 amino acids.